CUGCCACCCUCCCCCUGGAAGCAGUGCACAGGGGCACUGGCACGGCACCAAGGUCAACAACUGGACCCCAGGAGCUGGAAAAGGAGACAGAUGGACGCCCAAACCAACAGGAUGAGUGCCCUGCCCCCCAGCCCCCUCACUCUGGACUACCUGGACGAUUUCGACCUGCUGAGGUUCGAGGUGAAGCAGGAAGGGGCCAGGCCGGGGGGCAGCUCCUCCCUCAACUCCACGCCCUGCAGCUCGGUGCCUCCCUCGCCCACCUUUGACAAGGCCGGUGACCCCAAAUCCACCCUGGAAGAGCUGUACUGGAUGGCCACACUCCACCAGACACUAGCUGCUGCCGCUGCGGCAGGGGGCAACCCGGAGGGCCAGUUGGUGCAAGGCUUGGAUGAGGCCGUGGAAGCCCUCUUAGGGGUCCCCGGGAUGGAAGGGGGGCUCCGCGGGGGGCCCACCCCCCAAAUGCAGGGAUACUUAGGAACGGCCGACGGGCUUGAUGGAGAACAACAGCAGCUGCCCAUGUUCCCCGACCGCUUCUCCGACGCCCAGCUGGUCUCCAUGUCGGUGCGGGAUCUCAACCGGCAGCUCCGCGGCUUCGGCAAGGAGGAGGUGCAGCGGCUCAAGCAGAAGCGGCGCACCCUGAAGAACCGCGGCUACGCCCAGUCCUGCCGCUACAAGCGAGUCCAGCAGCGCCACGUGCUGGAGGCCGAGAAGUCCCAGCUGGCCCAGCAGCUCGAGGCCCUGCGGGCCGAGAUGGCCCGGGUGGCCCACGAGCGAGACAUCUACAAGGCCCGGUGUCAGAAGCUGCUGGGGGAUGCCGCCGGGGGGCGUUGCGGGGAGGGGUCCGAGCCUCCAGCCCCUCAGCCUGCUUCGCUGGCACAGUUUUACCUAUGAGCGACCCCCCACAGCGCUCCCUUUCCCGGCACGACGGACUGCGGGUGUUGAACGGGAGAUGGACUUCGUGGCACCCCUGUUUCCCCCCCCCCCAAACUGGCCAGUCGGGGGCGCUGUGGACACAGGAGCUGGUUCCCUCUUUCACUCCACCAGGGGGGCAACAUGAACUGAGGCCCCCCGUAAGGCGCUCCCCUUUCCCACCACCAGGCGGGGCCAAAGAGCUCCAGGCCCCGCUGGCCGUCGAAAAGUGCGCAGACCUACCCCACGAACGUAUCUCAGGUUUUAGAGGCGUUGCGGCUUCCCCCUUCAAAGAAUCCUGGGAAUUGUAGCUGGGUGCGUGUGCGUGUGUGUGUGUGUUGAGGAUUCUCUUAGAGCAGGGGUGCAUAACCUGUGGGCCAUGGGCUGCCUGCGGCCCCCAUAAUGCCCCACCACGGCUGCCACCGUCAAGAAAUUUCCACUACUGAGCAACCUGCAGCAGAGACAAUGUCACCGCCCAUUGCUGCAGCCUAUGCCGUUGACAAUUCCCACAAUUUUGGGUUCCCCCUGCCAAUACCCUCCUUCCUUUCCCUCUUCCUCCAC
Messenger RNA from Elgaria multicarinata webbii, 1470 nucleotides. RefSeq names its product neural retina leucine zipper (gene NRL). The transcript has 3 exons. NCBI's taxonomy places the organism in Eukaryota, Metazoa, Chordata, Lepidosauria, Squamata, Anguidae. Gene Ontology annotation, molecular function: DNA-binding transcription factor activity, RNA polymerase II-specific; RNA polymerase II cis-regulatory region sequence-specific DNA binding. Gene Ontology annotation, cellular component: nucleus. The coding region runs from base 91 to 891 and encodes 266 amino acids. Gene Ontology annotation, biological process: regulation of transcription by RNA polymerase II. The record is from RefSeq and is a predicted model, not a curated record.